Nelumbo nucifera (sacred lotus) is the source of this 961-nucleotide messenger RNA. RefSeq names its product CASP-like protein 2C1. NCBI's taxonomy places the organism in Eukaryota, Viridiplantae, Streptophyta, Magnoliopsida, Proteales, Nelumbonaceae. The record is from RefSeq and is a predicted model, not a curated record.
UAUGUGUGAGAAGCAGAUCCCAUCAUCAUCUCCCCAGGGAACAACCAUUCCGGUUUCCAUCCAACAAUUUAUUUCUUUCUCAUUUUUAUCUCUACCACUCAACUGCUCGACUUGUGGCUUACAAAAGUAUAACUGCACGUGGUUGGAACUUGAAAACACACAAACACAGAAAUGGAGAAUGGGAUGUUGAAGACAGAGGCUCUUCUGAGGCUCUCCGCCAUUGGAGUUUUAGUUUUAACAGCUUGUCUUGUCGGAACAAACACACAAACCAAGCAUGUCUUUUUCUCUGUUGAGAGGAAAGCAACCGUCAAAGACUUAGAUGCUCUCGUGAUUUUGGUGAUUGUGGAGUCUGUUACUGCUUUCUAUCAUCUUCUCCAACUAGGCAAAUAUUUUGCCUUUCCUCGAUUCAAAGAAAAGAAAGCCAUCUCAUAUGAAACUCAGGCAUGGAUUUGUUUCAUGUUAGACCAGAUAGUAACCUAUGUUAACUUUGGAGCAACCGUGGCUGCCGCUCAGGCAUCAAUGUUAGCAGUAACUGGGUCAAGAGAUUUCCAAUGGAUGAAGGUGUGCAGGAUUUAUAAAAGGUUUUGUUUUCAGAUUGGAGGUUCCCUCACCUGCGGCCUCGUUGCAUCCAUUCUAAUGAUUAUGAUAUCAACUUUCUCAGCCUUCAAUUUGUUCAGGCUUUACUCCCCAAAACGCUUCCUUGUCUUCAAAGGUUGAGAUCGACCAUAUGGCCUUGCUUGAACUUGCUAAUUUUAUUCUCUCUUUAUUGUUGUCUUAUAAGUGUAUAUCUAAGGCUGGUGCAUCCUCCAAGCCGCUUUGUUUUUGAUAAACAAAUUGAUCCAUGAAACUGGAAACUUUAUGUGGGCUUACCUACCAUUCUUGAUGAAACAUCUAUUUUGCCCUCAGACUCUCGGGAUGUUAUUGCAGCGCUUAAAGAAAAGACUUUGAUAUUCCAUGCUUC